Molecule: messenger RNA, 1080 nt
Organism: Oppiella nova
Lineage: Eukaryota; Metazoa; Arthropoda; Arachnida; Sarcoptiformes; Oppiidae
Source: the annotation of a GenBank genome assembly
AUGGGGUCUCCCUUCUCAAAAUACCCAAACGUGGGCCCAUUUGGCACAUACGACGACAUCACAAAUGUGGUCAAACGGGGCGAUCUCAUCGAGAUCAAGCGCACGUUGAUUAGGCAUUGGGUGAUAUGCAAGUUCAUCGAUGACCAGGGUGUUGUCUGGUGCUGUCACGUGUCGAAACUCGAACGUAUGGGCAAAAAGAAAGUGUUUUUUAGGUGUCAACCAUUGAGUGACAUAUUGAAGGGCGACAGAGGGUCGAGCGCUCCGGAGGGUAACCGACAGUCUAUGGACUUGUGUCGCGUGAAUAACAAGGAGAUACAGGCGCGACAAAGGGGACUGACUGCCCGACCACUGGAUGAGGUGUUUGCAGAUUUGGAGGCUUUGGAGGGUCAGACAAUGGAGUAUGAGCUCACUGGCCUAAACUGUGAGUUUUACUGCACGCUAUUAAAAUAUGGUAGGGGGUGGUCGAGCCAAGUGGACAUUGCCAUGUCCAUGGUGGAAGGAGGUCUAAUUGGCGUCGCACUUCACCUCGCCACAACGGCUAGCAUUGGGCCAUUGUCGGCGCUAAAUCAGGGGAAAAAUAUUGAAAAUAACGAAAAUGUGCAACGUCAAAUUCGGUCAAUGGUCACCGAGCAUCGCGAGGCCGUGGCUAUGGCUCAGCGGCUAAACGCAGAAAACGCCCGACGAAAACGCUACAAACGUUUCACGAAGCUCAUAUUUACUGCCAUGCUAUUCAUUAUAGCCCUGGUCCUUGGUUAUUAUCUAGGGUUGUCAGCCUCUAGCGUCAGUUCUGACCUGGAUAUCAAACAAGUGGUCGCAUCGGGAGAUCUCAUUGAAAUACAGCGCUCGGGUUAUAACCAUUGGGUGAUAUGCGAGUCCAAUGAUCCCAAUGACCCCAAUGACCAGGGUGGUAAGGGUGGUACUGUCUGGUGCUAUCACGUGUCGUCCAUCAACAGUAGGGCUAAGAAUAAGGUUUACGUGAGAUAUGAAGCACUCAUUGAUAUACUGCCAAAGAGGACGGGACUGAAGGGUGGGACGUGUGUCGGGUCAACAAUCAGGAACAGGAGGCCGACAAGACUCAUG